This is a messenger RNA of Lucilia sericata (common green bottle fly), 4039 nucleotides long. RefSeq names its product solute carrier organic anion transporter family member 74D (gene Oatp74D). Bases 430 to 2991 code for a protein of 853 amino acids. The record is from RefSeq and is a predicted model, not a curated record. Gene Ontology annotation, molecular function: protein binding. Gene Ontology annotation, cellular component: membrane. Gene Ontology annotation, biological process: transmembrane transport; sodium-independent organic anion transport. The transcript is spliced from 8 exons. Lineage: Eukaryota; Metazoa; Arthropoda; Insecta; Diptera; Calliphoridae.
AGUUUUCGCACUCAUUGCUGCUAGACGUGCAUAUUCUUGUGGAAAUUGUUGUGAAUUUGUUUUUUUAUUAUUAUUAUUGUAGUUGUAGAUUCUUUAUAAAAGUAUAAACAUUUUCAAGAUUCUGCCAUACUGCCAAUAUUAUAAACAAAUCUACCUCAAACAACUUAGUAUGUAUUAACUAUAAACAAACGCACCUAAUAAAUAUUCAUCUAACAAACUAAAAAGGAUUCCAAAACCAUAAAAUACCUUUAUUAAAAAGAAAUCGGCUAUUAACAUGGAUAUUAACAGCUUGACAUAUCCCAGAUAAACAAUACAAGAGAGAUAUAGAGAAGAAAUAAAAGAACAAAUGCAUCCUAGAUGUUGGACAAAAUAUUCAUAAAAUAAUUGGAAGAUUUAUUUAAUAGACUAAUAGACCUACUAAGUAUAAUUAUGUAUUCAGUGGUUACCAAAAAUGUCGAUAACACGACGACGACAACAAACAACGAACAAAACACUGAAAAAUGUAAUGCAGACAAAUGUCAAGAAAAUAUUGAACCGGCCAUUGAUAAUAUUCAAAUUGAUAAUGGUCAUGUGAAUGCCAAUGACAAGCGUCGCGAUUCUACACAGGUAUGGACACCUCUUCUAGAGAAUGGCAGUCAAAAUAAAAUGAAUUUAGCAAAUGCUAACCAUCAUCAUACCAACGAAUCAAGUGAUGCCAUUUAUUCUGGUGAAGUUAGUAAUAAUAACGAUUGGAAUGGCGAUAAACUGAAGACAAACGGUUUAGAAAAUUCCUUGAAUCGUAGUAAUAACAAUGGUCCCGCAAUAAAUGGUAAAACAGCAGCAGCGUUGAUAGAUAAAUGUGAUGAACAUGAUCCCCUUACGGGCUUAUAUAAAGAGAAGCCAGACCAGAAAAACUACUCUGAUGAUGUUAAUUUUGCGGGGGAAGAGGGCUGCGGUCUUUUUGGCUGUAAACCCAAAUGGGCUCGCAGUUUUGCUUCAACACAUAUGUUUAUGGUGGUCUUUCUUGUGGCCUACAUAUUGCAAGGCAUGUAUAUGACUUAUUUCGUUUCGGUCAUAACCACCAUAGAAAAACUUUUUCAAAUCAAGUCAAAAACCACCGGCUUUCUGCUCAGUGCCAGUGAAAUGGGUCAAAUAAGUACGGCCAUGUUACUGACAUACUAUGCCGGACGCGGUCAUCGUCCUCGUUGGAUUGCCUGCGGUAUGGUGCUUUUUUCCAUUGCAGCAUUUGCUUGUGCUCUACCUCAUUUUAUAUUUGGCGAAGAGCUUAUACAGUCUACAGCUUUAAUGAGUAAAAAUAGUCCAAUCAAUUCGACCAAUACGGAUUUACCAUCUACAUUAGCUUUUCAUAUGAACGAACUUAGUCACAAUACAACUUCGUCCAUGAUGAUGACGUCGACUCCUCGACACAUUGAAAUGAAUCUCUGUCAUGUUGAUGACUAUCCUCAGAAUUCUACAGCAGAGUGCAAUGAAGAUCGUAAGCUUGAACAAGUAUCUCACUCAAAAAUUACUGUUAUUGUUCUAUGUAUAUUUUUCGGAAGUUUACUUAGUUCCGGCAUCGGUCAAACUGCCGUCUCUACUUUGGGUAUACCCUAUAUCGAUGAUAAUGUUGCCAGCAAACAAUCGGCCAUGUAUAUGGCCAUAACAAUUGGCGUUCGUAUACUAGGUCCCGCGUCUGGUUUCAUUGUCGGAUCAGUGUGUACUCGCUGGUAUGUAAACUUUACUAAUCCUGGAUUUGAUGCUAGCGAUCCGCGGUGGAUCGGUGCCUGGUGGCUGGGUCCGGUGGUAAUUGGUAGUCUUAUGUUGCUAUCAUCGAUUGCAAUGUUUUCGUUUCCCAAGCAAUUGCGUGGUAAGAAGAGUGCACCGGGUGCGGCUAAGGAAAAGUCAGUGGCUGCAAAAGAGCCAGUAGAGCCGGAAGAGAAACCUCGUUUAAAAGAUUUUCCCAAAACUGUCAAACGCCAGCUGAGCAAUGACAUAUUAAUGUUUCGAACAGCUUCUUGUGUUUUCCACUUGCUACCCAUUGCCGGUCUGUACACCUUUUUGCCCAAAUACCUAGAGACCCAAUUCCGUUUGGCACCCUAUGAUGCCAACAUGGUGGCGGCCUUUUGUGGCAUACUUGUUAUGGGCAUAGGAAUUGUGGUGUCUGGUCUGGUUAUAUUUAAAUUUAAACCAACUGCUCGAGCUGUGGCUGCAUGGAUAGCUUUAACAGCUUUGAUAUACUCCGCUGGUAUGGUCAUACUAAUGUUUGUGGGUUGUAACAUGUAUGAUUUUGCCGGCUAUAAGCCAGCAACAAGUUCAUCACCAGCAGUAAUAGAGCCCGUUUGCAAUGCUGUGCUUAAUUGUACGUGCGAUAAAGAACAAUUUGCUCCAAUUUGUGGUAUUGAUGGAAAAAUCUAUAUAUCCUCCUGUCAUGCUGGAUGUUCAUCGGCCGGCUUACGCAUGGAGGAUAAUCAUACAGUUUUCUCAGAAUGUUCUUGUAUUGAGGAUGCUCCAAUUGGUAACAAUAGCAAUUCCUAUGAGGCAUUUAGUGGUUACUGCGAUAACAAUUGUAAAAACUUUAUUAUUUUCAUUAUAAUCUUUGCCGUAUGCGUUUUUAUGCAUUCAACAUCGGAAGUGGGUAGUAUGCUAUUGGUUAUGAGGUGUACACAUCCUAAAGAUAAAGCUAUGGCCAUGGGUUUAAUACAAUCGGCAAUUGGUCUUUUUGGAAAUGUUCCCUGUCCUAUUAUUUACGGCGCCGUGGUGGACUCAGCGUGUCUUAUUUGGCGUUCGGUAUGUGGCAAACAUGGUGCAUGUUCUCUUUAUGAUGCAGAUACAUUUAGGCACUAUUUUCUUGGUAUAACCGCUGGUAUAAUGUUUCUGGCUUUCAUUAUGGACUUAGUAGUAUGGAGUAAAGCACAUCGCAUAGAUAUAGCGCCCGAAGAAAAUGCCGAAAAGAAAUCUCCCGAAUCUGAAUGUCAAAAAUCAAUGGCGACAGCACCUGAUACUUCUGUUUAACUUUAAAGAAGACUACUAGUAGCUUAUUUAUCUAUAUCACCCACAUCAGAAGUCAAAUAACUGAAAGUGGUAUAUUAAUCAUAAUAAACAAUUUAUGUACAGAUCACAAGAUUUUAGAAUAAUAUUUAAUUGUAAGAUGAUCAUAAGAUAAUUUUCAGAUUUUUUUUUUUUUUAUUAAUUUCCAAAACAUUCUCUAAAAGGAAUGAAAAUUUAAAAUUUUUGGAAAUUUGAAAAAACAAAACUUUUUAGAAUUAAACGAUUUUAUGGAAAAUGGGGUGGGUCGUUUAGAAACUGAAAUGCCAGACCCCAUAAUUAAAAUUUGUUAAACGUUACUUUAUGGCCUUAACGUUAUAUAAUACACACAUUUACAUUUACAUACAUAAAAAAUCAAUGUCUGUCAAAACAUUUUUUUAACAAAAAUAACGCAUUCUCCAGUGUUUCUUUUAUGAAAUCAUCAGCAACUUAAAUACCUUAUGUUAGCUGGGAAAAUUUAAUAAAUUUGAUAACUAACCAAUUUCACAAAAAAUACCCUCAAUUUUUUUAUCUAGACAAUAUAAAGAAUGAAGGUCAAGAUCAAGUGACAACAAAUUUUGUUUAUGUAUUUCGUUUUUAACAAUUAUACUGUCAAUGUCUGCAAAUAUAUUAAUAAAUAUAUGGUAGUUUAUUAUUACUCAAUAUAAAUUAAUUUAGUAUCAAAUUUUUGCAACUAUUGUAUUUAAGUUGUUUGUUUGCAUCUAGAGUUUCAUAAAAGUCGGAAAAAACACGCUUAAUGCAAUUUUUGUUCAUGUGCAAUUUCAUUUAAUUUAAGAAUUUUUUAGUCUAUAAGUUAAACUCAUUUAUAUGUUGCAUUUAUUGAUUGCUCGAUCGAUACGAUACGAUUAUAACAAGAAACAACUAAAAUAAUCUCAGUCAAAAAAGAAAAGAAACAAGAUAAUAGACUUGUCCUUAUGUUUAGCGAAUAUUUUAUACAAAUACAAUAUAAAAUUUAUACUAUAGAUUGAUUAACUCUCAAGUUCAAUAAAGUAAUGAAACUCAAAACACCGCUAAA